UGCAGCUCCGCGCGGCUCCAGCGGCGACAGCAGCGUCUCGCGGGGCGGCCUCGCCCCGGCGGCAGCGCCGGGCGGGCCGGGCUGGGCUGGGCUGGGCUGGGCUGGGCUGAGCUGGGCUGAGCUGGGCGCGGCUCUGCCCGCGUGCCCCGCUCCGCGCGCACGAUUCUUCUGAGUUGUACUUGAAGCCGCCAAAAUGGUUCUCGCAGAUCUUGGAAGAAAAAUAACUUCAGCAUUGCGCUCUCUGAGCAAUGCUACGAUUAUCAAUGAGGAGGUUUUAAAUGCUAUGUUAAAAGAAGUAUGUACAGCAUUACUGGAAGCUGAUGUUAAUAUCAAACUUGUGAAGCAGCUUAGAGAAAAUGUCAAGUCUGCAAUUGAUCUUGAAGAAAUGGCAUCUGGCCUUAACAAAAGGAAAAUGAUUCAGCAUGCAGUCUUUAAGGAGCUUGUUAAGCUUGUAGAUCCUGGAGUCAAAGCAUGGACACCUACCAAAGGAAAACAGAAUAUUAUAAUGUUUGUUGGUUUGCAAGGAAGCGGUAAAACAACAACUUGUUCAAAGUUAGCAUACUUUUAUCAGAGGAAAGGCUGGAAGACCUGUUUGAUAUGUGCAGACACGUACAGAGCAGGUGCUUUUGACCAGUUAAAGCAGAAUGCCACAAAAGCAAGAAUUCCCUUUUAUGGGAGUUACACAGAAAUGGAUCCUGUAAUUAUUGCCUCAGAAGGUGUUGAGAAAUUUAAGAAUGAAAACUUUGAAAUAAUCAUUGUUGAUACAAGCGGACGUCACAAACAAGAAGACUCGUUGUUUGAAGAGAUGUUACAAGUUGCUAAUGCCAUACAACCAGAUAACAUUGUCUAUGUGAUGGAUGCUUCCAUUGGCCAAGCUUGUGAAGCUCAAGCUAAGGCUUUCAAAGAUAAAGUAGAUGUAGCUUCUGUUAUUGUUACGAAGCUCGAUGGACACGCAAAAGGAGGUGGAGCUCUUAGUGCAGUUGCUGCCACAAAGAGUCCUAUUAUUUUUAUUGGAACUGGAGAACACAUAGAUGACUUUGAACCCUUUAAAACACAGCCUUUCAUCAGCAAGCUGCUCGGUAUGGGUGAUAUUGAAGGACUGAUAGAUAAAGUAAAUGAGUUAAAGUUGGAUGACAAUGAAGCGCUCAUAGAAAAGCUAAAACAUGGUCAAUUUACGUUAAGAGAUAUGUAUGAACAAUUCCAAAACAUCAUGAAAAUGGGACCAUUCAGUCAGAUCUUGGGCAUGAUCCCUGGUUUUGGAACUGACUUCAUGAGUAAAGGCAAUGAACAGGAAUCAAUGGCAAGGCUAAAGAAACUGAUGACUAUAAUGGACAGUAUGAAUGAUCAAGAACUUGACAGUACAGAUGGUGCCAAAGUUUUCAGUAAGCAGCCAGGAAGAAUCCAAAGAGUAGCAAGAGGUUCAGGUGUUUCUACCAGAGAUGUUCAGGAGCUUUUGACCCAAUACACUAAGUUUGCACAGAUGGUGAAAAAGAUGGGAGGCAUCAAAGGGCUUUUCAAAGGUGGUGAUAUGUCAAAGAAUGUAAACCCAUCUCAGCUGGCCAAACUGAACCAACAGAUGGCAAAGAUGAUGGAUCCAAGAGUUCUUCAUCAUAUGGUAUGUGACUUCCUUGGGGAAAAGAUUGCAUCUGUUCUGGGGAUAAGCACACCAAAAUACCAAUAUGCAAUUGAUGAGUAUUACAGAAUGAAGAGAGAGGAGGAAGAGGAGGAACAGGAAAACAAGAUGUCAGAAGAAGCAGAAAGACAGCAUCAGGAACAGCAGAACAAGCCACAAGCUGAAGCUCCUGUCCAGACAGACCAGCCUGAAGCAACAGCGUGCUCUUCAUUCGUGAAUGUAAACUUUGAAAAUGAAGGAGAUUGCCCGACAAUUGGGAAAAAUAAACAAGAUGUAGUUCCCGUCCCUCCUUAAGUGUAAAGCUCUGUAUAAUGUAGGAAAUAAGAACUGUCAGGUGUCACAAUCUGGCUAUAAACAGGAAAAUAGGAUUAUACUUGUUCAGUGAAAUGCAACUCCUACCAUUCUUAUUGAUCAGGAGAGAGCUAGGCGAUGUCAGUUCUGUCUGCCUAAUAAAGGCUGAGGCAUUCUGCCAAAUUGGCACUUCAGUUAAAAUGAAAAUUGCACUACAAACAUUUGGUCUAAAAUUGAAUGUGUGAGCUAAUUUCUGUGUAAAGCAAGUAAAAAUGUCUUUUCUUUGAAUUGCUGUGUCUCUAACACCUGUGGAUUGCAGAGGCAGUGCUGUUUCCUACUUCUAAACACCUGUUUCUGAUUUGCACAUUGUUUGCAACUCAGCUCUCUAUGAAUAGAUUAAUAGGAAUUAAUAUCCUGUAACUCACAAUAAUAAGAGUCUGAUUUCCCCUAUUUAUUGUCGCUACUGUAUGCAUGUAUUUUUUUCUGUUGUUAACAUAAGAGAAACUGUUAGAUUUAAUGUUAAUUAGAUUUAAGGGUCCAUUGACUUUUUUUAUUUAAAAAAAAAAAACUUUCCAGGGGGCUAUAAACACCCUUAAGAACUUAGUAACAAGUACCAGCACUCUUGGAGGCUGAUAGUGCUCAGCUGCUCCAUUCAAUGCUGUAGCAAAGUACAGAACUAUUGUAAGUGUAAGACAUUCCCACUAUAAGUUCAAGAAUUAAGAAACCCACGUGCUUGAAUGCAUGCUCUCAAUGGUCCUGGGAAAGAAACUAAAGUCUUGCUAAAUUAUAUUGAGUGCACUGGACACUCUGUAUGGUACCAGUCUAGAACUAUGAAAACUUUUUCAGACAUAGAUUACCCAAGUCCAUGUACUUGAGCGACCUAAACAAACUAUGUGUUUAAUGUUAAAUUACCAGUAAGGGAUGUGCCAUUGCAGGUAUUUUUCUCCCCUCUAGCACAGAAUACUAAAUAACGAGAAACCACAAAACAAACUUGUGACUCUUUCCUUCUCUUAAAUAAACACAGUGUGUUCUGAUACGGCACAUGCAGCAACAGUAAUUUUUAUUUUUGUCCCAAGUGAAGUGCAGGUAGCUCCAAAUCAAAUACUGAUUAAGGCAGUUUUACUGAAAUGACUGUUGUACCUGUAGCUGGUAAAAGGUGAAUGGUUUACUUUGCAACAACCAGAUGUCAGUGCCCUAGGCAUUUUCUAUGGAGAACUGCUGUGGGCAAAGGAGCAGAGAACCUGCACUAGGUAUAGGUACCAUGGUACCUAUAUAUACAUAUACCUAUAUAUACAUAUGUAUAUGUAUAUAUACAUAUACACAUACCUAUACAUAUAGGUACCAUUACUUCUGUCCUUGAGAUUUCCAAAAGAAAAUUUAAAAACAGUCCAAUGUUGCAUUGGGUAUCAUCACAUGUUCCUGGCCUUGCUUUCACUGCCAACUAACUAAGGAGCCUGAUGCAACACCACAGGCCAGGUAACUUGGCUAUUAGUUUCCAGAGUUAUGUGUAUCAGACACCCCUCGGCCUGAACUAGUGUCCUGGGCAGCACAAACUCCUCAUCUAUCUGCAGCAUUCCAUCACUACAGAAAAUGUGAGGAAGAGGAUUCAAUCAUCAUCUCUUCUGUUCUGAUACUUUGCCUCUUUUUGAAUUUUAAGAUAGAGGGCGCUGACCACAGUGUAAAAUCAUUCCUUAGCCCUGAACAUGUGCAAAGGAGAGCUUGGUUCAACACCUGGGGAAUACAAAGAAAACCAGCUUGUUGAGAGUUCUUAUACUGUCAAAGAUAGAAAGCCUCACGUUGCUUGAGUAAUACCUUGACAGCUGAAGGAUGCUUUACUUUUCUUCCAAGAAAUUAAUGUCAGUUGUUUUUUUUACCUUCUCUCCCUAGUAUUUGUUGCAUCAGAAAUACUCUCACUGCCUUGGGUUUAAACUUCUUUGUAUAAAAUACUCUUAUUACUCACUGUGCCUUAACUUAAUCCUUCCUUCAGUUUUUUGCAAACUGUAUGAAAGUUGUUACUUUCAUAUUGGUUUAAUUUUUCUGUAAAUGCAUUAAUUGGUUAUUUUAUAUUUAAUAUAAUUUUUGAACUGGAA
Pseudopipra pipra is the source of this 4014-nucleotide messenger RNA. RefSeq names its product signal recognition particle subunit SRP54. The record is from RefSeq and is a predicted model, not a curated record. Bases 194 to 1927 code for a protein of 577 amino acids. Gene Ontology annotation, cellular component: cytosol; signal recognition particle, endoplasmic reticulum targeting. Gene Ontology annotation, biological process: SRP-dependent cotranslational protein targeting to membrane, translocation; SRP-dependent cotranslational protein targeting to membrane. Lineage: Eukaryota; Metazoa; Chordata; Aves; Passeriformes; Pipridae. Gene Ontology annotation, molecular function: GTPase activity; GTP binding; ATP hydrolysis activity. The transcript has 17 exons.